UAAUAGGAUAAAGCCCCGGUGGAAAGAGCACAAAUAGAUCUGGUCAGGUCACCAUCCUUUAACGUCUACUGUCCAACACAGAACACAGUGGAGAAACAACUCCAGUCUGCCACUGAUUGAGUUUUUGAGACUCCGACAUGAAGCUCCUGCUCAGUUUGGUGGUUCUGGUGGCAUCACUGGGUGUCCUUCAGGCUGCAGAGGAGAAUGAACCCAAAGGAAUCCCAGAGGAAAUCUUAAAACAGUUGUCCAUGGAUGGUGAGAAACUGGUGGAUGAGGAGGUGAAGCGAGCUCUGUACGGGGUGAAGCAGAUGAAGGAGGUGAUGUUUAGGAACGAGCAGAAGCACGAGCAUCUGAUGAAAUCACUCCAACACAGCAGCGACAAGAAGAAGAGUGCAGCUCAGUUGGCCAAGGAGGUGACAGACAAGCUGCAGGAGGCGGAGGAGCAGUGUAGGGACUCCCUGCAGGAGGAGUGGGAGCGCUGCAGGCCCUGUCUGGAGGACACAUGUAAAGACUUCUACACCUCCACCUGCCGCAGGGGCUUCUCCUCGUUCCACUCCAAGGUGGAGAACUUCUUCCGUAGGGUGUCCAGGCGCUUCGGGUCCCGGGAGGCUGGAGUGGACUCAGGGGACAUCCUAGUGAACCAGGCUGAUGCUGACACACAGGUGGCCCGCAUCCAGGACUCUUUCAAGCGCCUGAUGAGCACAGUGGGCUCUGUGGUGAACCGCAGCGUCACCCUGGUGUCCAGAAUGAGGGACAGGGUGGACAGAGUCCUCCAGGGGGCCUUCCUGGACAACACCGAAGCCCUGAAGGAGGCAGAGGUCACCCCGGAUCCGUACGACCCCAGCCGAGACUCGGCCUUCCUGCAGGGCGUGGGCCUGGAGGAGGUGAUGGAGUCAUUCUUUGACUUUGGCCGGAGUGUGGUGGAGGAGUUUGGAGCUGUGGUGACCCAGGUGUUUGAUGAUGUGGAUGUGGCCGUGGAGGAGGAGAAGAAGAGAGAGAGGAACAGUUUGCCCCGUUUCCUGCGGAACAGGAAACUGUGCAGAGACCUGCGCAAACAGACGUCAGAGUGUUGGCAGCUCCACAGCCAGUGUGAGGUCUGUCAGGGAGCACUGCUGACAGAAUGCCCGAGUGUCCGUGAGCUGCAUGUGGAACUGGAUGAAGUUUCUCAGCUGCUGGAGGUGUCUAAAGAACAGUAUGAUGAGAUCCUGUCCAUCGUUCAGAGACACACAGAUGAGACGGUGAACUGGCUCAGUGACAUGGUGGCUGAGUUCAGCUGGGUGGCUCAGACCGUCAACAACAACAACAGCGCUCCAGAAAACAUCUUCAGGAUCAGCGUGGUGGCACCAAAGAGCCACGAUGAGAACAUGCCUGUCACUGACACUAAAGUGGAGGUCAACAUCCUCAACUCUCCAUCACUGAUCCUGUCUGUGCCUGGGGAUCUGGAUCUGCAGGACCCGGCCUUCAUUCAGUACCUGACCCAAGAGGCUUUGGACAAGUACAAGCAAAUGGUCAGGCUUGACGAUGAGUAAAACUACACAUUUCCUGUUUGAAGUCCAGCACCAGCACUUUCAUGAACAGAAGGACCGGUAGACUGCAGUCCUGUGUAGAGUUACACUAAAGUACACACACUGACCACUUUAUUGAAUUGUCUGUUAUUGCCACUGUAUAAAACAUAAGAAAAUGGACUAACAACCUAUUAAGUGUUGGAAAUAAACACUUUAAUACAAACA
Messenger RNA from Sphaeramia orbicularis (orbiculate cardinalfish), 1730 nucleotides. It is a transcript of the gene clul1, whose product is annotated as clusterin-like 1 (retinal). Lineage: Eukaryota; Metazoa; Chordata; Actinopteri; Kurtiformes; Apogonidae. The record is from RefSeq and is a predicted model, not a curated record. Gene Ontology annotation, cellular component: nucleus. The coding region runs from base 138 to 1529 and encodes 463 amino acids. The transcript is spliced from 9 exons. Gene Ontology annotation, molecular function: misfolded protein binding.